Messenger RNA from Portunus trituberculatus (swimming crab), 2137 nucleotides. RefSeq lists its product as uncharacterized. The record is from RefSeq and is a predicted model, not a curated record. NCBI's taxonomy places the organism in Eukaryota, Metazoa, Arthropoda, Malacostraca, Decapoda, Portunidae. The transcript is spliced from 2 exons. Bases 44 to 979 code for a protein of 311 amino acids.
GUUAGUUUUGCACCUUCACGGCCGUGCCAGAGCCUGCGCUAAAAUGUCUCCGCCAAAAUGUAUGAAACCUGUUAACAUGACAUCGGCGCCUAAAAAGAGAGAUUUUUUUAAUGGAUCACAAGGACUAAAUAAGAUGGACCUCAUAAAUCCCGAGCCAACAGAGACACAUGAAGAAGAUAUGGCUCUUGAUUGUGACUUAACCAGCAGAGGAACAAAUAACUUCUAUUCCUCCCAGAAGUUCCUUGGGCAUUCUUCAGCCGACCAUCUCUUUCCUUCUUUCUCCAAUAGACAAAAUUCUGCUUACAACCGGCAGGACAGUUGCCUACCCUUUACUUCACGGAAUAGUUUUCAAACGAAGAGUAGUAUAAUUGAAGACUCCGGCUCAGCUUCAGAGUCAUGUCAAAUUGCUAGCACCAUCGAAUUUACUGCCGGGAACAAUUUUGAUGAGAGCAAAUUCGCAAACUUCUGUCCAAUUGCUCCUACUAUCGAAAUUGUUCCUGGGAACGAUUUUGAAGAAAAUCAACAUUUGUAUGAAGUUAUAAUGGCAAAUUACUACUAUUAUGUUGUCGGUGGAAUAAUUGGCACUACUCCAAAGCACACAUCUUGGGCGGGUUUCACUCAGAUCGAUCACCUGGACAAGGAUGGUGGAAACGACAAUGGGAAGAAGAAAAUACAAAAGAGAAAGCAGAGAGGGCGUCGAUAUGGAUAUACCAGACAGCACAAUUCUGGGUAUGAAAUCAUCCACAAGAAAGAAGAACAUGAGCAGCAACAGAAUGUUAAGCUCGGCCUACCACCACCCUCACUACCCCCGAAACACACUGACUUCCCCGGUUUGAAGGAGCUGGUGGAGGAGACGGCAUCCAACUCAGAUGACGAAGAAUUCUACCGUCAGCUUGAUAAGCGUGUGAAGUUCAUCAAUAAUCAAUAUAGUGUUAUGAGAGAAAACACCUCCGCGCAGAAAGACAAAUACAAGCCGUAGUUAGUGGGAAGCUUACCCUCUUGAGUGAGUUCACUUGAAAAGAAGAGGACCUGACAAAGCUUGCUAUACACACAUGCUUGCUACUAACCUUGAUAUUGGCACAUAAGAUAGUGGUGUUUGUGUUGUGUAUUUUAAUGUUGAACCCAGAGUGUGAAACUUUGCAAUGCUGUGCAAUUGAUUAGAAAAGUAUUUAGGUUUAGGAAGCAGUAAGAAAUUGAGUUAUUGAUUGUGCAGCAUUGGAAAUAAGUUUAUCAUAUACGUGUUUAAAUGAAUUGAUAGUCUUUUGCGACUGCAAUACACUCCACUUUGUUAGUGAAUUCUCCUUGUGUGUCUCUGUGUGUGUGUGUGUGUGUGUGUGUGUGUGUGUGUGUGUGUGAUGUGGUUGAAUAAAUAGCUAAAUAUUGCCAGAAGUUGUCUCUGAGGUGGAAUAUCACCUUCCAAUACACAUGAUUCUUAUAUAUAACCAUGCACCAUCAAGUCGAUCCUGUCCUGGCUUUCGCUAGGUGGGUAUCGAUUUGAUGUCGACCUGAAACCGACACCUCCAUGACAAUUACCAUCUAAGUCGCUAUGUUCAUGGGAGCAGUCUUUAUCUGCGGAUUUAGAGGGUUGCAGGAAGGUCGAGAUGGUGACGGUGGCGCUGACAUCAGGAUUGUUACGGCUUGAUAUUGAUCUCAAUCCAGCACCUCAAUGACAGUUCCAUCUGGACUACCAUCCUAGUGGCUAUGUUCACGGUAGUGGAAAGAACAGGGUGAAGAGGAGAUGAUGACGGAAGUGCUGAAGGAGGUAGAGAGGGCUGGGAGGGGACGGGGCGGCGAUUAUUAAGGAUCCAUACUAAUGAUGGUAUAAAGUAUUAUAUGACCCCAGCAACACUCGAGGAUUCAAACCUCCAAAUAGUUUCGCUGCCUUGGCUGAGUAACACGCUUAACAGGUUAGUGAGGAGUUAGUUACUUCAACACCACCGUGAACAGACCACAUGGACAACUUAUAACUUAAAGUUGUGUACCCGUUACAAUCAUCAGAGGAAUAACAUCAACCAUCAAAUUAAACCGGAUAAGUAUAUCAUUUACGACAGGUUCGUUCACCGACUCGCUACCUAAUUACUCCUUUAAAACAACUGAGCAGUUUGUAGUUUUAGGUUUAUGAUAAGACUUAAGUGGC